Prunus dulcis (almond) is the source of this 1737-nucleotide messenger RNA. RefSeq names its product enoyl-[acyl-carrier-protein] reductase [NADH], chloroplastic. The transcript is spliced from 13 exons. Gene Ontology annotation, molecular function: enoyl-[acyl-carrier-protein] reductase (NADH) activity. The record is from RefSeq and is a predicted model, not a curated record. NCBI's taxonomy places the organism in Eukaryota, Viridiplantae, Streptophyta, Magnoliopsida, Rosales, Rosaceae. Gene Ontology annotation, biological process: fatty acid biosynthetic process. The coding region runs from base 271 to 1449 and encodes 392 amino acids.
CAGAGUCUGACCUCCCCUUCUCGCUCUAAAAACACAUCAUAGUUUUCAUCGACACCCUCUUGUUUUCCAAGUACCCUCUCUCUCUCUCUCUCUCUCUCAAACAAAUUAAUACCUGAUAAGAACGAUAAAAGACCAAGGUCCUUCCAAGUUCCAACUACCCUUUUCUUUCUGAAUAUAAAAUUUACAGUUUUGCCGUUCCUGCUCUCCACAUUGGCGCUUUCUAUUGCACAAAGAUCUUUGUUCUCCUUAGUGAGAUUCCAUUUAUUGAAGAUGGCAACAACUGCUGCUUCCAGCCUGCAAAUGGCAACUGCCAGACCCUGCAUGUCCUCUUCUCGUAGAGCUUUUGUGUCAAGUGCUGCAAUGCUUAAUGGUAAUUUUAAGCUGGCCUCAUGGACUAAGCUUUCGAGUGCAUGCCAUAUAGCAUCUACACAACCUUUCCACCGGAGCUUUACAUCAUCAUCUCUAAAAAUGGAUAAGUUUGUUACAAAGGCGAUGGCUGGAGCUAGUGAAAACAAGCCUGCCUCAGGGUUGCCAAUUGAUUUGAAAGGUAAGAGGGCAUUUAUCGCGGGUGUAGCUGAUGAUAAUGGAUAUGGUUGGGCAAUUGCAAAAUCUCUAGCUGCUGCAGGUGCUGAAAUUCUUGUGGGCACGUGGGUGCCUGCUCUGAACAUCUUUGAGUCCAGCCUGCGACGUGGCAAGUUUGAUGAAUCACGCGUGUUACCAGAUGGUUCUUUAAUGGAGAUUACCAAGAUAUAUCCCCUAGAUGCUGUUUUUGACAACCCUGAGGAUGUUCCUGAGGAUAUAAAAACAAAUAAGCGCUAUGCAGGAUCCAGUAAAUGGACUGUCCAGGAAGCUGCUGAAUCUGUCAAGAGUGAUUUUGGCAGCGUUGACAUUCUUGUGCACUCACUUGCAAAUGGACCAGAGGUAGUUAAACCUCUGCUGGAGACAUCAAGAAAGGGAUAUCUUGCUGCUCUAUCCGCAUCGAGUUAUUCCUAUGUUUCUCUACUCAAGCAUUUCCUCCCAAUAAUUAAUCCAGGUGGUUCAUCAAUUUCUCUUACAUAUAUUGCUUCCGAGAGGAUCAUUCCUGGAUAUGGUGGAGGUAUGAGCUCUGCAAAAGCUGCACUUGAGAGUGACACUCGAGUUCUUGCUUUUGAAGCUGGGAGAAGAAAGGGAAUUAGAGUCAACGCAAUAUCUGCUGGUCCACUGAGAAGCCGUGCUGCAAAAGCAAUAGGAUUUAUUGAUAUGAUGAUUGACUAUUCCUCAGCCAAUGCACCUCUACAAAAAGAACUGUCUGCAGAGGAGGUAGGGAACACAGCUGCGUUCUUGGCAUCACCUUUGGCCUCUGCCAUUACUGGCGGUGUUAUAUAUGUAGACAAUGGUUUGAAUGCAAUGGGUGUGGGAGUUGACAGUCCAAUUUUCGAGAAACUCGAUAUUCCAAAGGCUCAGCACUGAGGAUGAUAGUUAGAGGCAGCAGGCAGGCUGGCUGGCUGAAUGAUAAUCCAAAAGUGAUGAGUUGUACUCUAGACGACUAAAUGCCGUUAGUUUGUGCCCUCCCCCAACCCUCAGAUGUCUUGUCCGGCGGCCCCAUUUUGGCAUGAGAGAAAUUUUACCCUAGGGACUGUAACAGUUUUCAAGAACCUUUAUUUGAAAUGCUUAAAUCAACUUAAAAGAGUUUGUGGUUGACGCUGGAUGGAUGACAAAAAUAACAAGAAAAAUUCCGAAUAAGGAUGGAUGAAACAA